AUGGACUACUCUGCCAUUUCCAACGACCCCGAGCAUUCCACCGGUUCCUCGCCCUGGGGCUCUCCGCGUGCCGACCGCACCACAUUCGCCGGCAAUGACAUUCCGUCAUCACCGUUACCCGGCCAGGAGCAAUCGGCGGACGAAGCGGAGCAAUCCCCAAACCUCUCAGCCCAGCUGCAGCGAGCCCAGCUGGCAGACUCAGAAGAGCAGGCUCAAUUUGCGACAAAGCAACCCCAGGAUGCGCCGCAGCAGCAGCAAUCAUCACACCCCGCACGAUAUCAUCCCGGACCAAGGUCGACCGCCCGGCCACCUGCGCCAGCCUACAAGAUUCAAGGCAAGAUUACCAGUCUGGAGCGAACGGGGAAGAAGGACCCCAUCCUUCGGUUCGAUAUCCAUACCAAUAUUCCCAAGUUCCGCACCACCCAGUACCGCGACGUCCGUCGCACCCAUUCCGAAUUCGUCAAGCUCGCAGACCACCUGAUUUCUGCCAACCCGGAAGCGCUGGUUCCCGCCGUGCCACCCCCGGUGACUCCCGCAGGUGCAGGCACCGAUGAGGAUGAGAUCCGGGUGAAGUCGUCGAUGCAGCGGUGGCUCAAUUAUGUGCUGAGCAAUGAUGUCCUCACCCAGGAUGACGAAAUGGUCCUAUUCGUAGAGAGCGAUUUUGGGUAUAGUCCUGUGGUGCGCAUGAAGCAGCCGGCAACCGGAGUGCGUCGCAAGAUGUUGAAGCAAUUUGCGCCGCCCCCAGAUGACACCCCCGAGCUGCAGGCCGCCCGUCCGACGGUCAAGAUGUUCUACUUGGGGACAAUGGACGCAAACCACAAGGUUGACCGUGUGGUCAAGGCUCGCCGAGGAUUGGGUCUCGCUGAAUCUGACUUCGGUGUCAAGCUCGGUCAGAUGCACGUUCAGGAGACGCAUCCUGGCCUGGCCGCGGCCUAUCGCAAGCUCGGAAAGAUCAUUCAGACCGUGGGAGACUACCAUGCCGUCCAGGCCACGGCGGAGGCCACUACUAUGGGCGAUCCUCUGGGCUAUCAUUCGUCGGAUGCUUUCAUCGUCAAGGAAACUUUGACUAACCGACACAUCCUGUUGCGUGAUCUCCUUCAAGCGCAACAGAGCGCCCGCAGCAAGCGCGCCGCGGCUGACCGAUUGAAGGUCAGCUCGUCUGUCCGUUCAGACAAGGUGGACGAGGCGAUCAAUGCUCUUGAGGAGGCACAAAGCCACGAGGAGUACCUCACCAAGCGCACGCAGCGCGUCACAACGAAUCUCUUGCAGGAGAAACGUCGCUGGUUUGACCGGACGACCAACGACCUCCUGUUCAGCCUGCGUGAAUACACCCUUCGGCAGAUCGAGGCCGAACGGCGCACCUUGGCUACUCUGGAGAGCGUCCGGCCCGAUAUCCGCGCCAUUGAUGCCUCCGGUGGCCUGAGCCGAUUGGGCCGUGAAUCCCACCCGUCGGCGCGACGGCCGAACCUUGCAUCGAGCCAAGGCCCUAAGGGCGACGCGUGGAGUGGCGUGCCCCGUCGAAAUGACAGUCUCAGCCGCAGCAUCAGCGGCAGCGUGAGCGGGAGCUUCACGGCACCUCCAGCGGGCGAAGAAGAAGAUCAGGCGAACGGCCAGGGCGCUGACAAGGGUCGUGUGCGGUCGACUAGCCAGGUCGGGUCGAUUGCGGAGGAGGACGAUGACCGGUUGGAUGCGCGCAAUGCGGCCAGUCGGCUCGCUACCAGCACGUUCUAG
Molecule: messenger RNA, 1731 nt
Organism: Penicillium lagena
Lineage: Eukaryota; Fungi; Ascomycota; Eurotiomycetes; Eurotiales; Aspergillaceae
Product: retromer subunit VPS17
Exons: 3
Coding region: 1-1731 (576 amino acids)
Biological process (GO): retrograde transport, endosome to Golgi; intracellular protein transport
Cellular component (GO): retromer, tubulation complex; endosome; retromer complex
Molecular function (GO): phosphatidylinositol-3-phosphate binding
Source: RefSeq, a predicted model, not a curated record